AGCCUCUAUUUGAAAUGUAAAUUGUAAAUGGUAGGCAAGGAACUGAUGAAACUGGUUAUUUCGUAUAAAGUAAGUGCAAAAAGUAAAAUCUGAUUAUUAACAAAGUACUAAUGGAAGAGAGCAGUAAGCCACAAGUUCUUUUGAUUACAUGUUCUUCAGAUAGAGAUACAGACUUUCUUGUUGAAGGGUUGAUAUUUUCUGAAAAAGAUGACUGCUCUAACAACGAACCCGUAGAAAAAGUUCAAGAGAAUGAAAUAUUUUCAGAGUACAGUUGGACCCUUGAAAAUAAAUAUUACACCGCAGAUUUAAGUCUUAUUUCUAUGAGAGUGUUUGAACCAACAUCAGAUAUAUGGGAAGUGGUGUGUGGCGCUGAAGCCAUAGUCUUAGCCUUUGAGAUUGAAGAUGAAAUGUCGUUUGACAGGGCAAAGGACUGGGCUAAAUUCCUUGAAGACGGGGAUAUUGAUAUCAAGUUAUUAGUAGCCAAAGAGAAAAAGUUUAUCGAAGCUUUGAGUGGCAGGAAAGAAAGAAUCACUAAGUGGUGCUUGGACAAUUUCUUUGAACUGGUUGAGUUAUACCAAAAUGACGACAAAUUGGAUGAUAUUCCAGAGAAAUUUGGUUUUGAAAGAGUAAAGGAGGCACUGGGUACACAUAUGUGGCCAAAUAUGGUAAGGCAUGGUGAUAAAGCAGUCAGCAAGCAAACAAGUAAAGAGAAUAAAGACAUUGGCUGUGAUACAGUUGUCACAAAUGAAACAAAAAAUGUUCAUUGCACAGAAGAGGACCCUCUGCAUAAUGGAACUGAUACAGAACUGCAGAAUUUUGAAGAAAUAUUUGGAAAACUUCAUGAAAUGAAACUGCAUGCACAGUCACUUUCUGAUGAAAAAAGAAAAGAGUAUGCUGAACAGGUUACUAUUGCAUUUUGGAAGGCAAUGGGACAAGAUGAUGAUGAGAUUGAGGGGUUAUAAAUAUGAAUAUGAUCAAUUUUCUAUCCUAAUUAAUUUUGAUUUUGAUUUAGAAAUUAUCACAAUGAAUUAAAACUGAUUACAAACUCUGUUAUAAUAAAAGGUUGAAUCACCUUAUUUGAAUGAAUUACUUGACUUACUUGACUUAAUUCGAGUUUCCUCGAACAUCUUUAACCAGUUUCUUCCUUUCAUCUCUGUUUUCCAUCACACAUUUGAAGUUGGUGCAAUCCAGUCCAGUAUCAUUUAACAGUUGGUCCAUAUAGGUGAUACAGGGUCUUCCUGGUUUCUGCUGGCCGUGUGUUGGUUGCCAGAGAAGCAGUUUGAAGAUCAGUUCAUCUUUUCUUCUCCAACAAUGUCAGACAAAACGUAAUCGCCUCUCUUGUAACACAGUUGACACUUUUGAGAGAUUUCCAUACAAUUCCUUGUUAGUCUUGUGGUCUUUCCAUGACAACCCAAGAACAGAUCUCAGCAUUUUCGUGAAAGUACCAUCAAGACGAUCUCUCAUUUUUUUGUUCAUCAUCCAGGUUUCGGUGCCAUACAACAACACACUUUCAACAGUUGACUGGAAGAACUUUAUCUUGAGAUCAUCAUUUAAAUUUGAAUCCCAGAUUUUAUUCAUCUUGUUUAAAGCAUUUCAGGCUUAUUUGAAUAUGUCUCUGAAAAAUGUUUCAUGUAAUUGUCAGGUAGAAUAAAACACACUUUCUCUGCAUUCACCUUGGGCAACACUAGAAAUCAGAUUAGUCAAGUGUUCCUAUUCAUUACGUUCGUUUGCAAGGUGUCUUGGGAUGUUAAGAAUAAAACACCCAUCUCUCAGUUUUAAAGGUAUCAUCUUAUUUUCAGUCCAUAAGUAUUUCAGGCAAGACAUUUUUUUGAAUAUCACAUUUUUUUUAAAUUUUAUCAUAAUUGUUGAAAAAAAUUCAUAACAAUCUGGUGAUGGUCAGGUUUCAGCAAUAAAAGUAAACUGGUUUUUAAAUUCACCCAUGGGUCCUAUCUCAGUCAGGUUGCAACAGACUU
Molecule: messenger RNA, 1973 nt
Organism: Rhopilema esculentum
Lineage: Eukaryota; Metazoa; Cnidaria; Scyphozoa; Rhizostomeae; Rhizostomatidae
Product: alpha- and gamma-adaptin-binding protein p34
Source: RefSeq, a predicted model, not a curated record